Molecule: messenger RNA, 1209 nt
Organism: Coniosporium apollinis CBS 100218
Lineage: Eukaryota; Fungi; Ascomycota; Dothideomycetes
Exons: 2
Coding region: 1-1209 (402 amino acids)
Source: RefSeq, a predicted model, not a curated record
AUGGAUGCGCCUUCCGCACAGCUGCACCAAGACCUACGAGAUGCCGUGACCCGCGAGCUAUUACAGCGACGGCCGCUACUCCACCACCUCAACGCCGACACUUCUUGGCUCUUGCAACUACCGCGUCCUGCAGCGGCAGCGAAGCGGGGAGGGCGCGUAUACUACAAUAUCCUCAUUGACCCAUGGCUCGCCGGCGGCCAAUCCGAUGUCGCGAAAUGGUUUUCACAGCAGUGGCACGCUAUGGAGAGCAAGGUCAAGUCCAUAGCGGAGGUUGAAGAGCUGGCACGGGAGAUUGAGAUACUGGCAGAGGGUCUGCGACUAGGCACAGGGAGAGAAAAGAGCGUGUUUGGAAGCGAUGUAGACAUCAAAACGUUCAUCGAUGCGGUCGCCAUAUCGCACGAAUUUACGGAUCACUGCCAUAAGGAGACACUGCUCGACAUCGACACAGAUGUCCCUGUCUUUGCGACCAACAAAGCAGCUACUCUAAUAAAGAGCUGGGUUCACUUCCGCGACGUUCAAGAUAUCCCGCCUUUCACCCCCUCCAACCCAGACUGGCGGAGCACCUCUUUACCCCCUUUGCCAGAAUGGCUCAGCAUCUCCCGUCUACAAGCCGAAGGCGAUGCUUUCUACUAUCACUCCGCCCUACUCAUAGCCUUCAACGUUCCGAACGACACUCCCGCCAGCCAAGCCAGCGCCAACGGCACUUCAGGACGAAGAACAAGUCACAAACUCCUACUUCCCGGUCACAUCCACUCCUCCGAUUCCAGCAGCGCAGACGCCGCCGAAUGCGUCAUCUACACUCCUCACGGCAUUUCGGCUGCCGCUCUCACGCCUGUUUCUGUCGCGCAGCCGCCACUUUCUACGCUAGCAUUCUUGCACGGGCUGCAUGACGUGUCUAUCUCCGGCUCCCAGCAACUAAAUCUGGGUGCACACAAUGGACUCGAGGCGCAGCGAAAAUUGAAUGCGCGGUAUUGGGUCGGGACGCACGAUGAAAUCAAGAAAGGUGGUGGCUUGAUAAGCUGGUUUCUGAGGCGGAAGGUGAUCAGCGUGAGGGAAGCAUUGCUAGAGGAAAAUAGGAAGGCGAGGAUAAUGACGGCGGAGAGAGGUGGGGUGGCCGGCCAAAGCGGUAGAGAAUCGGAGACAAAAGACGCGCUGGCUAAUGUGCGGUUCGACAACCUGGGUAACGGUGAAAGUAGAGUGCUAGUAUGA